AUGCCGGUGUGGCUGCGGGAGUACAGCUGGCGGCAGACCGGCUCCGCCGUGUACCUCUCGCUGCCGUUGCGCGGCGUUCGGGUCCCCCCCGCCAACAUCUGCUGCGCUGACCAAUACCUGAAGGUAAGCAUCCCUCCCUUUUUAUUUGAAGCCAUUUUAUAUGCUCCUAUUGAUGACACAAAUAGCACAGCAAAGAUUGGAAAUGGAAUCAUUUUCUUCACUUUGUAUAAAAAAGAAGUGGCCAUGUGGGAUUCCCUAACUCUAGCAACUGCUAAUAAGGAGAAACUGCAAUAUCUAAGAGAGAAUGCUGUUCUAAAAGCCCAUGAAAAGGCAAAAGAGGAGACCAAAGCAAAAAAAGUUACAAAACAGGAGCACAAAAAAUAUGCUUUGGAGGCCACAAUGAAGCUAGAAGAAGCAGAAAGAAAAAGAAUUGAAGAUCUGAAAGAAAAGGAGCGGCAGAAGGUCACUAAGGAGUUGGCGUUAUGGAAAAAACAGCAAAAAGAUGCUGAGAAACAAAAGAGGGUACAAAAAGAAGGGGAACUACAUCAAGAAGUAGAGCAAUUAAAGGAGAAGAAAAAGGAAAAAAUAAACAAAACUAGGAUUCCUAAUGAAGAAACUUCUGAGACCAGACUCAAACCUACUAAAGGUCAUGGUUCCUAUAGUAUGUUUUCAGAAAAUUUAAAGGAAGAACAGUUACCAGCUCCUCGAUCUGCUGCUACAAUUAAAAUCAACUUUACAUCACGAGUUUUUCCUACAGCUCUGCGAGAAUCUCGCAUCGCAGAAGAGGAGGAGUGGCUAAAAAAACAAGCAGAAGCUCACAGAGAUGGUGAACGUCUACAUAGUAGAGAAUUUAUUGACAGCUUAUGGGGUUUUAAUCUGAUAAACAAAAUGUUUGCAAUGGGAAACUAUCUUGCAGCUGUUAAUGCAUAUAACCUCGCAGUGCGGCUAAACAAUAAGCUUCCCCUACUGUACCUGAAUCGUGCUGCUUGCCACCUUAAACUGAGAAAUUUACAUAAAGCUAUUGAAGAUUCCUCUAAGGCACUAGACCUGCUGACACCACCCGUUCCUCAUAACGAGCAUGCUCGAGUAAAAGCAUAUGUGAGACGUGGAACAGCAUUUUGUCAGCUGGAAUUAUAUACUGAAGGUCUCCAGGAUUAUGAAGCAGCUCUCAAGAUUGAUCCUAAAAAUAAAACUAUAGAACAAGAUGCUGAGAAGAUUCGACACCUAAUUCGAGGAACAAUACAAGAUUCUUAACAAAAAAAAAAAGGGAACUUUUUGAGAGGGAUGCCUUUUGAGGGCAUCGGAAGGAAUCUUAGUUCUCUUCAAUAUGUUGUUAACUAGGCAUUUUUCUGUUUCACUCAGAACCCCUACAGAACUGGUAAAAGAUUGGACAUAUGAAUUACUGUUUUUGGAAAGUAUAGUCUUAUAACAAAUAUGAUUAGAUCUAUUUUACAUAAUUUUGAUACAAAGUUGUCAUUUUUGCUCUCUGUGAAAUAUUGGUGGGCCAAAUAUUAAAACAUGCUUUUGGUACUUGAUUUAAAGUUACUCAUAACUAAAUUAAAUACUUGUCUGGAAAUACCUACUGAAUCUAGACAAUGGGUUUUCAGACAACUUCAGUAGCUCCAUAUAGUCAACACCUGUUAACUUCUUAUCUUUCUGUUCUCCACCAAAGCUUGAAACAGUUACGUGUUUUAUGGUUAUGGCUAUAUGUUUUCCUCUUUUCUUAUUGUUCGUGGUGUUUGGCAUAUCUGAAACUAAGGCAGUGAAUUUAGAUACUCUAAUUCGGGCAUCCAAUUUGGAAAACCUCCACCUGGAAGCAUAGAGGUAGAUUUUAUGUCGUGCAGAACAUUCUUUUUAACAUUAAGUAAUGUACAUUGAAUAUUUUCAGACUAUUUUGAAACAUUUAUUUGGGCUGAACAAACAAGGUAAUUGGAAAAAUUAUAAACCUGUAGCAUGGUAUUGUUGUGUGGUGGUAAAUUAAUCCUGUGGUAAAUUGUCCUAUUGAUGAAUAUGACUUACUUCUUCCAUCCUACUACAAUUAGUAAUCUUACAGUGUAGCUGUAAAGCAUAUUCUAAAUCCACAACAUUGUUAUUUAUAUGAGAAUAUAUAUUUUUCUUGAGCUGGUA
This is a messenger RNA of Aptenodytes forsteri (emperor penguin), 2127 nucleotides long. RefSeq names its product dyslexia susceptibility 1 candidate 1 (gene DNAAF4). The transcript has 10 exons. The record is from RefSeq and is a predicted model, not a curated record. Lineage: Eukaryota; Metazoa; Chordata; Aves; Sphenisciformes; Spheniscidae. Gene Ontology annotation, molecular function: nuclear estrogen receptor binding. Gene Ontology annotation, biological process: outer dynein arm assembly; heart development; inner dynein arm assembly. Bases 1 to 1254 code for a protein of 417 amino acids.